CCUGAAGGUACUGAGAACCCGUAACCUAUAAUACAUUCUGUAUUCAAAGCCGCAUUUAGUGAUCUUCAUGAUGCUGUGUUCCUUACUGGCUUCGUAUCUGUUGGCAUUGAGUAUAAAUAAUGUUCUGUCACUGGAUGUGCUGAAUUUCCAGUGGAAAGCGAUUGAAGGCAGGGCUGAGAACGCGACUGUUCGGAAGGCCAGGGGUGUAGACACCCCACCUCCUAUCGACUGCAGGCUGAGGCAGUGGUCAUCGUGGACCCCCUGUACAGUGUGUAAAGAAACAAAGAGUCGCUUCAAGUAUCUGGAGCAGGCAGCUCAGUUCAGUGGCACAGAAUGCACAAGCGGCCAGUGGGAGACGAAAGCGUGCGCCGCGGCACCCGAGUGCGAUCGCAAACACGAGUGUGCCGGCGGCUUCACCUGCAAGGAGACAGGACGCUGUGUGAGUGAGCGCCUGCGCUGUAACGGGGAGCAGGACUGCAGAGACUGGUCCGAUGAGGAUGAGUGUGAUGAAGAAAGCUUCCCUGAAGGCAUGUGCUCUCAGCUCUUCCCCAUUCCCGGCUCUGAGAUCGCCGUCCGCGGAUAUAAUAUAAUGACUGGGGAGUUUCUUCAGAACACUAUUGAUCCAACAUACUAUGGAGGAGUUUGUGAAUAUGUCUACAACGGGGAGUGGAGGAAGCUUGUGUAUGAUGCUUUUUGUGAAAACCUGUACUACAAUGAUGAUGAGAAAUAUUACAGAAAACCCUACAACUUCCACACCUACCGCUUCAUGGGUCAGGCUGAGACGGGCGGUUCCUCUGAAUAUUACGAAGACGCUGCCAGUUUGCUCAAAGCCAGGAAGGACGAGAACAGCUUUAAUUUGGGCUUCACGUUUGGAAUAGACACUGUUGAGGUUGGCCUCUCAGGAAGCAGUGAAUCCAUGAUUCUCAGCAAUAUAUCAAAAUACGACGCAAAAAACCUGGGAUUCGUCAGGUUGGUGUCCAAGGUGCAGACGGCUCAGUUCAAGAUGAGGAGCAGCGGGUUGAUGCUGGAUGAGGACAUGUACCAGUCCCUGGUGGAGCUGCCAGAGGAGUACCACUUCGGCGCAUACUCGCGCUUCCUCACCCAGUACGGGACGCAUUACAUCACCUCAGGGAUCAUGGGAGGCCGGCUUGAGUACAUUUUGGUGGUUGACAAAACAGAAAUGGCAAAUUCCGAGCUAUCUGGAAAGGAGGCUGGGAUCUGCCUCGGUGCAUCAAUAGGGUUUGCAUUGAGCGACCAGUCCACAUUGACACUUAAAGGAAAAACAUGUGACAAGCAUGGAACAUUUUCUGUAGGAGGGGACAAAUCUAGCAGCUUCAUAAAGGAUGUGAUCAGUAACGUUCAGGGGGGCAGUACAGGGUCGAGUGGAGGCCUGCUGGCUGUGAGAGAUGCAAAGACAUACCAGAGCUGGGGCAAGUCACUGAAGUACAACCCGGGGCUCAUUGAAUUUGAGUCCCUCCCCGUGUACGAGCUGGUCCGCUUCAGCGCCGCGGCGGAGGACAUGAAGGGGAAGGUGGCCCUCCUGAAGAGGGCCUAUGAAGAGUACCUGCAGGAAUUCAGCUCCUGCCGCUGCGCCCCCUGCAAGAACAACGGAAUACCUGUCCUCCUGGGGACGUCCUGCCGCUGCCUGUGCAAGCAGGGCUAUCAGGGCGUGGCCUGCGAGGAGACGGAGAGGAAAGGUCCGACCCAUGGAUCGUGGAGUUGCUGGGGUCCCUGGUCAGCCUCUCAGUCACAGAAGAAGACCAGAGAACGGCAAUGUAACAACCCUGCACCACUCAAUGAGGGAAAGCCCUGCCUGGGAAAGGCAACACAGACAUACAACAUCUGACCUCACAGAGGGAUCAUCACAGAGGGAGAGUCACACACACACACACACACACACACACUCUCACACACACACAGCUUCGGACCUCUCUCUCACAGAGGGAGUCACAGACACACAUCAUCUAAUUCCUCUGUCACAUGUGACAUAAUUCCAUCACUGGAAACCCAAAUCCACCUCUGCCACAGAACCCUUGAAAUUGGAAUGGAAUUGAGAUAUAUGUACUGUGUGUGACCUGAUGAAAUGGCAUUGAAAGAUUG
This is a messenger RNA of Megalops cyprinoides (Indo-Pacific tarpon), 2100 nucleotides long. RefSeq names its product complement component 8, alpha polypeptide (gene c8a). The coding region runs from base 68 to 1846 and encodes 592 amino acids. The record is from RefSeq and is a predicted model, not a curated record. Lineage: Eukaryota; Metazoa; Chordata; Actinopteri; Elopiformes; Megalopidae. Gene Ontology annotation, cellular component: membrane attack complex. Gene Ontology annotation, molecular function: protein binding. Gene Ontology annotation, biological process: immune response. The transcript has 11 exons.